GUCGCGACGACGCGUGCGUAUUCUGUUCUACUUCCGUAUCACACGGGACUCGCGAAGAUUCGCGUGUUCCGCGCGCGACGUGACUUGUCGAGCGUGUGCCCACCUGUUCGCGUCGACGGACGUGAACACGAAAGGCAGUCCCCGGUGCGUUUCACGACAAGUGUGCCCUCCCCUCUUCCGGUUGACCCCCCCCUCGCUCUAAACAAGUGCUCGCGAUUACUCCGAAAUCGUCCACGCGCGUAGCUGCGAGAAGUAUCCGAGGGUAUCGCGAAGAGAGUACACUCAUUGACCUGCGUCGCGUUGAGGUCUUGAUGAAAAGCACAACUGUUUUCGAACGUCUCGGUCGUUCCACGAUAAAUAGAAGAAUCGCCGGAGGGUACAUAAAGUUCUCUGUGCACAACUGACUUGUGUUAUUGUACCUUCGUAUCAUCGUUCGACGAAGAGCACGGCUCUGUUCGGGUGAUCCAUUAGCCAAAUUUCUUUCGUGUUCGACUCGUUUUCGAUUCAACGAAGAGAUUAUUAUUGAAGACGAACUGUAUCCUCUAUUGGUUUGUCAUUGCGAUAUCGUUCUAUUUGCGCAGUCAUCCUCUCUGCGAAGGACACGACGGUGCUCCGGUAAUCCUAGCAGUAAUCGAGUAACGUAUCGAUUGAUCCGCAAGAUAAUCAUCGUGGAGGAUUAAGAGCAGCUGGAAUUCCCAUCUAAACGUGAUCACAUGAUUUGUAACGUGCCAAUGUGCCGUUGAUACGUCGUCUAGUGAGGGCCGAAAGGAGAAAUUCGUCCUGAAAGGAGAAAUUCACGAAGGAGGCGACGGUGCUCUGGGAAGGUUCGUUGAUUACCAGUGAAAAACAGCCUUGGAUUAUGACUAUUGGAUGACGAUUGACAUGGCGACGUCGUAAAAUCGACGCAACUCCACAUUCUCCAUGGAUCAAAAGUGAUAUCGCGGAAGAGAAAUGAUCAUCAUUGUGGAACUCCGUGAGAAACGUGUUCCUUAACGCGAUCCAUCUAUCCAAAACAAGCCAAGCGUCGUCAUGACGCGUCUGGAUCGCGCAUGAACGAUUACAUGCCAUUCCAAAGACCACCACGUCGACGAUUCGGGAUAAGCUGGUGAUUCGAACCACGUGUCCAACGUCUAAUAGUGUCUGACGUAGGUGGAUUCGGGUGCAUCUUAAUAAAAAGGAAAAAAAACGCAACACGCGAAUAACGUAAGCGAAAAGAUUGCAAAUGUGAGGUUCGUUAUCGACGUGGCAGAAAAAUACGCGAGUGCUGUAAAAAAGAGGCACCCGAGGGAUGCGUUCCACAGACGAAGGGUGGGGUCUUUGGUUACCGAUAAGGCUUAUCCGGAGAUAUGAUGGUUGGCAACUGCGCUCGUCGAGUCGUCAGUCGUAGUACUCAGGUGCCGUCGAUGAGAUCGUCGCGCCGCUCAGGUCGCAGUAAUUUCGCGAUUCACGCAUCAUUCUACAGCUCCAAGGAGGUAUCUUGAAAGUGUCGCUUCCGGGCCAGGUGUCCAGUGGUAUCACGUGAGUCCGAAAGGGUUUCGUAUUCGCACCCACAGCUGGAUCGUGUUGCAACGGAUCUCAAAAGACGCUCUAAUAUCCGUCUGGAUUCUAAAGUAUACGAAACGAAAGGUCGGAUAUCGAUCGCUAUCAGUCACCGCUGGAACGAAUUGAACAAGACUUCAACGGGACUAGUCUUUCCGCGUGCUUUCGUGUUGUUGGUGUGCUUAAUCCACGUGAUGAGUGUGUGCUCCUCGUGCUAAGAUUUCAAUUCGUUUCUGAGCGCGAACGUGAUUCGUGAAUCGAGAGUGUCCUGUGCUGGUCGUAGUUCGCCCGAGACCCUAGAAGUAGCUUGUUCGUGCACGUACUGUAGAGUUUGAGGGUUGACGCCUUCAAACCGCAAGCGUACAAUAAUCCUGUCUUCCUCAAGGAUAAACGAAACCGAGCGAAGGAGGCACCGACAUCCGGUUGCCAAACGGACUCCCAUGAAAAUGCUACAGUCGCUAAAUGCUCUGGCGGGUAAAAUCUCGCCGGGCUCUCCUACCGACAGCAACGCCAACAAGGUGCACAUGCAUAAUAACAACAAUAAUAACAACAACGUGCAUCACCAUCCCUACUCCAAACAGCAGACCCAGCCGUCCCCGUCGCACUCUGCCAACGGCGACCAAAAGGAAAAUACACCUCGUAAACAUGGUGCAACCAACACCAGAACUGAAGAAAAUAGAAAUUCCCCCGAUUUCAUCGUUUCGAUGUUGUUCGACAGAAAGGCGUUUACUCGUGCGGCCAUCUCGAAUGGAACUUCUUGCAAGUGUACAAGCGUGAAUCGCGUUUGCGGUUCGUGUGCAAGCUGACAAAAGCGAACUACAGAACUGAUAUCAAACCGAUUGCAACACACGUACGUCAUUUUGCGGAUAUUGGUAUUUAGACAUUAAAGAUAUUUUGGG
Messenger RNA from Trachymyrmex cornetzi, 2438 nucleotides. Its product is annotated as skp1-protein-hydroxyproline N-acetylglucosaminyltransferase-like. The record is from RefSeq and is a predicted model, not a curated record. Lineage: Eukaryota; Metazoa; Arthropoda; Insecta; Hymenoptera; Formicidae. The coding region runs from base 1980 to 2345 and encodes 121 amino acids. The transcript is spliced from 4 exons.